Fonsecaea monophora is the source of this 600-nucleotide messenger RNA. RefSeq lists its product as hypothetical. The record is from RefSeq and is a predicted model, not a curated record. The coding region runs from base 1 to 600 and encodes 199 amino acids. The transcript has a single exon. Lineage: Eukaryota; Fungi; Ascomycota; Eurotiomycetes; Chaetothyriales; Herpotrichiellaceae.
AUGUCUGCCUCGCCUAACAACGACCUUCGUAGCGAAGCCAAACCGUACCUCCGUGAAAAGAACCACAACAAGAAGUGGGCAAGAGGGGCUCAAGAGGCUCCGGACCAUCACUGCCACAAGCACACAUAUCCUGAAGACAAUUGCCGCAAAUGCAUGGGCAGGCCAAAUCGCCGAGAUCAAGAUCGGAGGGUCGGUCGGUCAGAGGCCAAAUACAAGCAUAACCUCCAGAACAAGCUGAGCGGCCACGCCGCGACCUUGGCUCGCAAGGCUUUCCGCAAUGAAGUGGUCGAUGCCAUGGAUGGCCCUUUGGCUCAUGUCUCCGACACCUCUGAAGAGGAGGAAGUCCUAGACGCGUCUGAGGCCCCUGUUCCAGCUGAAGGAGACUUCAUGUACAGCUAUGACCACGCCACUGGCCCACGAGCCAGUGGAGAUAUUCUCAGCCAGGCUAUCAUCCAAGCUGUCCGACGAUUCGAGAACAACGAGACCGAGAAACUGAUCAGUGCGGAAUACAACGUCAUUGACGACAAGGAGAUGGCCGAGGUUUCUACAGAGGACGAUGACGACGAUUUCGAGCUCGUCCACUACUCUCACUUGAAGUGA